CGUGCACCUCCGAAGGUACUAAGAAAUCCGACGUCAGCAAUGCCUUCAGCCGUCGCGCCUCCGUCCAUUACUCCUUUGCCCUGAAGUACAGUGGGCGGCCAAGCUGGCCCGCCCCUUUCCAAUGGUACUAUGGCUGUCGACAGUCUCUCCCCGAUUGCGCCUGCGCGCAUUCGGGCGCUAUUGCUCCCCGUGGGUCGCAUCAAGCGGUCGCGAUUCCUCGCCUUUGUGGAUCUACUGCGACCGCAUUGUAUGGUACGAUUAGGUGAUGUUAGUCCAGAUUCACGACCGGAUAGGAAUAUGUUCUCCCCCCUGGCAUUUCCCCAUGGGACUCUGUUGUACGACCUCUCAACAUCUCUGCCGACCCCUUCCCAGGCUGCCUUGGCUCCUUUCGAGAUCUUCAGAGAACCACUCCUCAUUAUCGGCGUUGGAGAUGCGGCGGAGUAUCCUUGGCCGGAUGAAUCACGUGACCAUUCUCAUGUUUCGGACGAAACUCAGCAUGACAUGACUGACCUACUCGAUCGGAUUCGCGAGCAGUUUCCUAAGGCAUAUCUGCACACGCUCAUGAUGUUUGCUUGUGCAACUCCCGGACCACACCCGCUAUUACCCCAAGAGACGAUCUAUGUCCCUCCCGCUUCGCAACAAAAGACCACCACUAUGAAGACCAUCGUCUGCGACGUGACCUCAAAACUCCUAGCAGAGAUGACUACUUUAGCACGAUCCAUUCAAGCAUUACCAACCGUACCUUCGCCGGCCUCUCAAAUGACUAGUCCUACCGAUGGGAAUCCAGGAUGGAUGAAUUCUGAUUCAGUUGGUUCCCAGUCUCCCCGCCGGAAUUCACAGAUUCCCGCUGUAUCGCGUCCAGACUCUCCAUCUAGUAUUAAUUCACGAGAUCUGCAUCGAAUGUCAAUGCCCGUUCUACCAUCAGCCAACCCAUCUCUUGCUACCGAUGAUUCAUCGUCUAGCACCCAAGGCACACGGACUCCGCCGACCACUUUUGACGACAUCCCUGCUGUAGCAAACUCCAUCAGUCGUACAAACAGCACAUCUUCUAAGCCGCCAGCGGCAACUAGAGACGCUAGUGCCGACCGCGUUUCUAUCCAUGGGUUCGGUUCGGGAGGCGUUGGAGAGCGUGCCAGGAAUAAGGGUCGUGGACGAAUCAGCAUCGUCAUUGGUACCCUAUAUCUAUGUGCUGGGCAGUGGCAUGAAGCUUUGAAAGAAUUAUCAGAAGGGGCUUCACGGGCACGUGCGCUUAGUGACCAUCUGUGGCACGCUAAGGCGCUUGAGAGCAUUCUGGUGUGCCUGUUACUGUUUGCGUGGGCUGGCAUGGAUUUUCAGAUCCCGCAAGUAUGUUCUCCGACAGGAGAAAAGUCAUCAGGCACCAAGUCUCCACAACAUACACCCUCCAACAGCAUUAGCGAAGUUUCCGCGCCCACUCUGCCCCCUCCAACAAGCCAUGAGCUGGCUCUGGAAAACCUCAAUGCCUUGAUCCCGGACCUGGUCAAUAUGAUCCUCUCUAUAUACAACAGAGCUUCAAACUUUGCUGGCGAAUCGCUUCCCCCACUGGCAUUCUCAGAAUGCGUCAUCAGGUUCUCCAAACUUCUUACCGCCAUGAAUCUUUCCGCAGGAUAUCUGGACGACGAUGCACUUCAACAUCUGGUGCAAAAUACUCCCUUCCGUCAAAAACCGAGGCUCUCCGUCCCUAGGCUAAGUGUUAAUCCCACAAGAAAUGAUAUCGCAAAUAUGCUCUUCCGCGCUUUACCCGGGCAUGGUGAAUCAUCGGGGUUUACCCCUACAGAUAGAGUAGUGGUACUCGCUGGUGUCGCUUCUGUCCUUUCUGCCCUGGGAAUGCAGAGGAAGAAAGCUAUCGUAAUCAAGGAGUUCAUUACGUCUCUGAUUCCCGGCCUUGUGCAAGCAAGGAAAGUCGGCGCAGCGGAAAUGGGAGUGCAUCCUGCAGCUGGGUUGGCUGCCCUUGCCAAUACUGGAGGAGGCGGGCCUGGUGUAGGCUCCCUGCAUCUGGGUGAGGGUGAGAUUGAGAGUGGGAUGGACGAAUUCCUCGGCCUGUUGGGAAGAAUAUAUGGAAUUCCCGGUUCUAAUUCCUCUCUCGAUAGCAGUCGGAUGACCACGAAACAGUUACCUAACGGUGAAACGGGCAAGAUGGUCAUCGAGGAUAUACUCGAAACCUCAUCGCUGCGGUCAUUUGGGAGCCUAAAUUUAAAAUUGGACAUCUUGCGCCUAUGCAUCAACUUCUGCGAAGCGCUUCCUGAUUUCAAGGGCGUCCUACACUUUACAUCCUUGUUACUACGAGUGGCCGGUCCGGGAACUGCCCCGAAAUCAAACAGCACCGACGUGAUUGUAUCUCUUCCUCAUGACGAGCAAGUUCGCCUCUACGCAAACCUUUCCCGUACCGUCAUCGCCGCAAACAAGUUGGGAUUGCAACAAGUCCUCACGGAUUACUGGGAUGAUUUCAUGGUGAGGGGUAUUCAGAUAGUCGAGGAGCCGGCCCACCUGCGUUUGGUCCCUCAUCGUCCGGCCGAAAUGAAGUCCGCGACAUCUGGUCGAGAGGGUCCCUUCAUUCAUAAUCCGUGGGUCAAACGACCGACAUCCACCCCGACUGAGACAGUGCUGGUGGCGGAUGAAGAAUACAAGUUCAUCAUAUCGCUGCAGAAUCCCUAUGAUUUCGAGUUGGAAGUUGAAUCCCUUAGAGUAGCCGCGGAUGGGGUUGAUUUCUCGGCACAGGAGCAAUUCUUCAUCCUCGGCCCCUACAGGACCCAGAAAUUUCCCAUCACUGGGAUCGCUCGCACUUCCGGCAUUCUCACCAUAACGGGGUGCCUGGUCAAGGUCGCAGGCUGCCGAGAACGUUUGUUCCCCAUUUUCUCCGAGCCAUGGAAACCCGAGAGAGAAUCGAAACUGAAAUCAAUUGGCCUAUCAGCGUGCCUUGGUGCGCCUGUAUCCCGACCUUCUUCGGCUGUCGAUCCAGCUGUAGAAUUGAGACCGUCCAUCGCACCGAAAAUGCAGACUCUGACCUUUUCAGUCAUUGAGAGUCAACCCCUUCUUACAGUGGCCGACGUGUCGCUUCCUCAAGGAUCGGUGAUGCUGCUGGAGGGUGAGAGCAAACCAUUCACAGUGACGCUGAAGAACACUUCCCUAACCACGGCUGUGGACUUCGUUCACGUCACUUUCCAAGACUCCGCAUCUUCGGCAUUACAAGCAGCCAUGAGCAAUAAAGAUCUUCCUGCAGCAGAGCUGCACGAACUUGAGGUCCAGUUAGCUCAAUAUCCAUCCCUGAAGUGGUGCAGGAAGGACGAGGAAGAGUCACUUAUGAUACCGCCUGGCGGGAUGGCGGCUUUCGACAUCGAGGUGGUGGGACGGACGCGAUUGACCGAUGCCAUUAUUCAGUUCGAUUAUGCUCAUCUCGGAAAGCGAAGGUCAGACGUCGAAGAGCGGUUCUUCACAAGACAGUUGUUCGUCCCUGUUGCCAUAACUGUGAACGCGAGUGUGCAACUACAACGGCCCGACAUCGUGUCGUUGUCAGGCGACUUCGCCUGGUCAGUACACCAAGACCGUUCCGCCACUAAGCCUUCGAAUUUCAUCGGGCAGCCUUCAUCACCCUUGAUGGAAAUGCAAGAUCCAAGUUUCCUUCACUUCCUUAGCCAACGAGGCGGAGGGGAUUACAGCGAUGAGUAUUGUCUGCUCCUUCUAGACUUACGGAACUCCUGGCCCAACCCAUUGUCAGUAUCCCUCCACGUUCGUUCCUCGCCCAAGACACAAGAGGACUUAGAGGAUACCUGCAGCAAAUCCAAUUCCAUCGAAGAGGUUAUUCAACCCGGGCACGUUAAUCGCAUUGUGCUGGCACUCCCCAAGCUGUAUCUCAAGGAUCCUCACGCCCCUGUACCAUCAUUGAACCCUGCAAACCAACGUCAGUUCGUCGUGAGCACGAGCAAAAUAUCCCCCGAAGCUGAGCGUGCCAGCCGAGAAGCAUUCUGGUAUCGUCAUGAGCUGUUGAAGCUCGUACGUGGCACCUGGGAAGAGCAUGGCAGUGGGCGGAGAGGCAACAUUGACUUACGCAGUAUACGAUUCUCGCCACGCAUGGUCGAGGCCAUCAAACUGGAUGAUGUAAGGAUUGAUAUGACUGUGGCACCGGACAACCUCGAAAUCACAAACAAGAUUAUACAAACCGGCCGAGCCAAGUUCCAGGUCACUGUCGACGAAUUCCUCACUCUGAGAACAACAAUCUAUAAUCGUAGCCCACAACCUAUAAGCCCACUACUACGCCUUCAACCCCAUCUAGCCGGUCUUCCUCACGGCAUUGCUCUCGACCUCGACAAGCGCUUCUCAUGGACCGGAGUCCUGCAGCACAAACUGCCAGUGGUUCAGCCUGGCGACUCGGUGCAGUCCGAGCUCGGCAUCGUUGCCCUCUGUAGCGGCAUUUUCGAAAUCGCCGCCACUGUGGACGAGGUUGCGUUUCGUCCGCAAGUCGACCCUGCGCCGGAGCCGAAAAACAGACCCCGGAGUGGGACUGCAACGUUAAUGGAUACGCGUAUGUUGGGGGAACGGAGAUUGCGGUCCUGGCAUUUGAAGGAACCGUGUGUGAUUGUGGCGAGACGGAUCGAGGCUGAAUGAUGGGUUGUUGGUUAUUCAUGUUUCUUGUUUUCUCCUGGCUUUUCAGCAAGCGGUCUUGACAUAGAAAAGAUGCUGAGUGAUAGAGAAUCGGUAUGAGGUGUUCUUCGCAGCCUGCUAUGCCUACGAACAUAUCGAUAUCGUCUUUCCCAUGUGUCUCAAUUCGGCCCUCUUGCGUCUUCUCCGGCUUGUACCUAGAGCUACUCCGUAGUCUGCACCGCAUUCCAUUCUGACGAUAAUACGCACUUCUUGGGCGCCUCCAAGAUCUGCCCAAUCAUAGAACUUGUAUGGGCUGCUCGUCAUCAAAAAAGUAAAGAAAUGGCUGAGUUCAAGUAGUUUCAGCUACCGCCCCUUUUCGCGC
Westerdykella ornata is the source of this 4978-nucleotide messenger RNA. Its product is annotated as hypercellular protein A. The record is from RefSeq and is a predicted model, not a curated record. Gene Ontology annotation, cellular component: trans-Golgi network. The transcript is spliced from 3 exons. NCBI's taxonomy places the organism in Eukaryota, Fungi, Ascomycota, Dothideomycetes, Pleosporales, Sporormiaceae. Bases 130 to 4620 code for a protein of 1496 amino acids.